Ostertagia ostertagi is the source of this 723-nucleotide messenger RNA. NCBI's taxonomy places the organism in Eukaryota, Metazoa, Nematoda, Chromadorea, Rhabditida, Trichostrongylidae. The record is from the annotation of a GenBank genome assembly.
AUGAAGACUUAUCUGCCUUCACUGGACGACAUACCAGGUAUCACCAACGGCAAUGGAAAAUACCCAGGAAGUAAUGGUGGUUUUCCCGGCAACAACGGUGGAUUCCCAAAUGGCAAUACAGGCUAUCCUUGGAACAACAAUGGACACCAAGGAAACAAUGGCGGCUUUCCUGGCAACAAUGGCGGAUUUCCAAAUGGCAACACAGGUUACCCGUGGAACAACAAUGGAUACCCAGGGAGUAAUAACGGUUUUCUGGAAAUAACGGUGGAUCUUCAAACGGCAACACAGGUUAUCCGUGGAACAACAAUGGAGGGGUGCAAGGCAAUAACGGAGGCUUUCCCAAUAACAAUCAAUGGUGGAUUCUCAGGAACAGGACGUCCCUUCCCUGGCAGCAGUGGAGGAUUUUCGGGAAGCAACGGAGGAUUCCAAGGGGGCAACCAACUGGUUCCAGGGAACAAUGGUGGUUUCCCGGGAAGCACUGGCGGCAAUGGCGGUUUCCAAGGUGGAAAUGGUGGAUUUCAAAGGCGGCAGUGGGGGAAGUUUUGGAAACAACGGCCGUUUUUCCCAGCGGAGGGCAGCAAGGAUUCAACGGAGGCUUUCCCAGUGAAUCAGGGAGGAAACCAGGUCUCAAGUGGAGGUUUUCCCGGAAGUAAUGGCUUCCAAGGACCUACCUACCCAUCGAAUGGAAACUCAUUUCUGGACUGGCCAAUGGAUUUCGCCUAA